AUGACCGAGCUCAAGUACACCAAGGAUGGGGUUCCAAUCUUUGAUGGGAGCCCAGAUGCCUUCACUCAGUACAAGAGGGCGGCCCUUUUGUACUGCGAGACUGUGGAGUGGAAGAAGAGGAGCUUGGUGGGGCCGAGGCUUCAGUCGGCUCUUGAGGGCAGUGCCAAGACAGCGGUGGAGCAUAUGCCGGCAACCUGGCUUUCCCAUGAUCAGGGUGCCAUGCAGUUGCUGAACUUCCUUCGGGGCCAGGUGCGGCCACCGUCCUUGGCCGAAGCGGGCCGCUCCAUCACCAGGUUCUUCUACGCAGUCAAGCGCCGCAAGGGCGAGGGCAUGAGCGCCUGGAUCGUGAGGCACGACGAGGCCUUGUUGGAGGUGAAGCGGACGCUGGCGGAGGCCAUCCAGGAGUAUGGGCCGCCAGAAAGCGUCCUUAGUCGACCUUGGAGUCGGGGGUGGUCAGGGCCUGGACAGGACAGCACGCCGAGAAGGACAAGCUCGCAGGUCGGGUCUUUUGAUGGCUCCCACCGUGGCUUCGAGGCACAGCGGGGCGAGGAAGAUGAUGGUGGCUGGGAAGCUGCAGAGCAGAGGUUGGACGAACCGAACGACGAGGACGAGCGGCAUUCCGACGCCAGCUGGGGACAAUGGCAGUGGGGCCAUUGGAACUGGCAGACCUGGGAUAAGGCUUGGGCGUGGAACAAGUCCGACCACAGCCACCAGACAUGGGACGCAUCAGCCUCAGCCUCCGGACAGGCCGACAAGUUUUUGCCAGAUUUUGUGGUGGCGUGGUUGCUCCUGCAGCGUUCGGGGUUGGACUCGACGGAGAAGAGCGUCAUCGUGGCCAACUUGCAGAACAAGUUCACCACAGAGAAGGUCAAGGAGGCCUUGAAGCUCACGUGGCCUGAUGAGGACCUUCGCCGACGAGACACAGGACGCCAAGGGGCCUACCUCACUGCCGAGGAAGAAGCCUUGAUGACCGAGAACCUCGAGGAGAACAUGGACCACUUCGAGGCCGAGACUGAGGAAGAGCACCAGGCUUACGCAGCGCUAGAGGACGAGGCUCGCAGUGCGAUGGCAGCCUUGCAGGACGCGCGGCGCACUUUGCGUGACGCGCGAGAGAAGCAGUCCAUGAUGAGGAAGAACCGUAGUUUCUUCCCGGGUUCCAGCUCCUCAGGUCGGAGUGGUUUCGACAAGCCACCCAUCAAGUGCUUCAAGUGUGGUGGACCACACAUGCGGAAAGACUGUCCCAAGGAGACGGCCGAGUCUAAGCCCAAGCAGGUGCACUUCGUUUUCCAGGCCACCCAGGACAAGGACGACGUCGAGAUGGACGCAGCAACUGCCGAGCCAAAGGCCACGGCAUCAGUGCACCAGUGCUGGGCAGCCGCCAUCGAGGACAACAAGGACCAUGACCACGACGCCUUCCUGUCUCUCCAGGAGAUUGUCGCACAGGGAAAGGCGAUCGUCGAUGGCGGGGCCACCAGCACGCUUGGGUCGGAGGGCGCCUUGCAACGCAUCGCCCAACUCCAGUGGCAGCGUCAGGGCCAGGACAACAUAGAGAUUGUGGCAGGCGACCAGCCGUCCUUCAGGUUUGGCAACAACGGGCGAACGACCUGUAUGUCCACAGCUUUGGUGGGAGUCAACUUGGAUGGCAAGCCGGGUCGCAUGCAGAUCCACGUACACGACAUCGAGAACCAGCCGGUUCUGCUGUCCAUCAAGGCCUUGAAGACCUUGGGCGCGGUGGUUGACUAUGGGCGUGAUGAAAUUGUGCUCACGAAAGUAAACCCCUACAAGGUCGCCCGCUUGGAGACCACCGAGAGUGGUCAUCAGUUGUUUCCUUUGGUGGACGACGUGUUGCAAGGAGCAUUUGUGCGACAGACGCCGUUUGUGUCGUUGAGCGAGCCCGAAGGCGCGACCUCAGCGACCGAGUAG
Symbiodinium natans is the source of this 1923-nucleotide messenger RNA. Lineage: Eukaryota; Dinophyceae; Suessiales; Symbiodiniaceae. The record is from the annotation of a GenBank genome assembly.